Messenger RNA from Entamoeba nuttalli P19, 2193 nucleotides. Its product is annotated as Rho guanine nucleotide exchange factor, putative. The coding region runs from base 1 to 2193 and encodes 730 amino acids. Gene Ontology annotation, biological process: intracellular signal transduction. The transcript is spliced from 2 exons. The record is from RefSeq and is a predicted model, not a curated record. Gene Ontology annotation, molecular function: guanyl-nucleotide exchange factor activity; metal ion binding. Lineage: Eukaryota; Evosea; Mastigamoebida; Endamoebidae.
AUGACUAUGACACAACGUCAAAAAAUAAUUGAAGAAAUCUAUACUACUGAAGAAUUUUAUAUUCAAUCAAUGGAAUAUUGUUUAAAUUUCUUUUGUAAAGAAAUGAAAAGUGAAAAAAAUCAAUCUAUUAUUCCAUCAGAAGAUGUUGAUAUUAUCUUUGAACACUAUGAUGAAGUAUUAAACAUAAACAAAAAUUUCUUUUUGGCUUUAAAAAAGUUACAGGAUACUCACAAAAUUGAAACUCAUCUUGGUCAAACUUUUAAAUUAUUUACCCCUUUUUUUAAGGUAUAUUUUCUUUAUAUAUCUCAUUAUGAUGACUCAAAUCAAGUUUUAACAGAAUAUGAAAAGAAUCCAAAGUUUAAUGAAUUAUUAGCUUCAUUACAAGCACAAAUUCCAACAACAACUAAUCUUGAUUUGAGAAGUUACCUUAUCAUGCCUGUACAAAGAUUACCUAGGUAUGAACUAUUACUGAAAGAUUUAUUGAAAAAUACAAAAUCUGACCAUCCUGAUUAUGCUGCACUUACUGAAUCUCUUAAUGGAAUUAGAGCUGUUACUAUGGAAGUUAAUGAACGUACAAAAGAUAUUGAUAGAAGAGCUAAAGUAAUUAAGGUAAAUUCAAUGCUCUCUGGAUUACAUGACCUUCAACUAGUAGAACCAGAUAGAACAUUAAUCAUGGAAGGACAAUUAAUUAAAGUGUGUAAGAAGAGUAAUAAACCUCGUUACUUUUACUUAUUUGAUGAUGUUAUGGUCUAUGGAAUUGGAAAUCAACGAAUUACUGUGAGUGGAUGGUUUUAUCUAAAGAAUGUAUAUUUAGAAAACGAUUCUCGUUUUGAAAAUAGUUUUAAAAUCAACAACGAUAAAAAGAGUUUUUCUGUAAUUUGUGAAACUUCUAAACAAAAGAAAGAUUGGUAUGAUGCUUUGACAAAAUAUUCUGAAUUACAACGAAAGAACUCUGCUAUAGAAAACACUUUGCAACCAAAAACUACAAUUAUUCUUGACAAUGAACCAAAGAACUGUUUAUUAUGCAAACAACAAUUUACCUUUGUUAAUAGAAAACAUCACUGUAGACUUUGUGGAAGAUGUGUUUGUAGUAAUUGCAGUAAAGCAAAGAUUCCAUUGAAUUCAAAAGGAGAGAUAGACCGUGUUUGUAAUUUAUGUUUCAGUAAAGCAACAGGUAAAAAAUUGGAUGAUGGAUUUAUUAAUCAAAAGAAACUAAUUAGAAGAGAAGGUAAAAGAAGUAAUUCAGUUGGUAAUCCAGAAGAGAUAUUUGAUGGGCUUAGUGUUAUUCUCAAUCCAGAUAUUCAAAGAACACAAACGGCAAAUAUUUUGAAUAAUGUUGAAAAUAGUAAAAGUCCAUUAGGAAGAAGUAUUAGUAGAAAAGAAAAAUUUAAAAAUCAAAAAAAAGGAGAAAGUAUGAAAGACUUAACUUUUUGUCAACUCAUGGAGGGUAUGUCUUCAUCAUCAAAUCCUGCAAACAAGACUCCUGAGUGUAAAAAUGGUUCAGGUAAUAGUCUUGUAUAUUUUGACUUUGUACAACAAAACCAACCUAGUCAAACUCCUGUCGAUUGCCAUUUUUCUGAUCUUGGAAUUGCUAAUUAUCCUAACAGCUAUAAAGGUAGUAAUAAUGAUACUACUAUUAAAAAGCAACCUGAAACUCUUCAACAGACUUGGAUCCAACCAAUAUCAAGUAUUCAAUACCGAGAUGCAUUGAAUUCCUUUGACUUUUCUAAUAAUAAUGAUUUUACUGAAUUUCAAAGUCAACCUGUUAAUAAACAAAUCAAUGGAGAUGACAAGAAAGACAUGUUUAAUGGAUUAGUAAAUAUUCCAGUUACUUAUUCAGGAACUAGUCACCAAAAUUAUUCAAUAAAUCCUGGAUAUUCCAAGAAAGAAUUAGGAGUUUCAUCAAAACCAUUUAAACAAAAUGAAAUAAAUACUAUACCUAUGAAACACAUGACUGGUGAUAAAGAAAUUAAAAAACAACAACAAAAAUUACCAAUACCUAUUUGUAUUACAGAGUCUUCUCAAAGCAAUCCAAAUAAUAACCCCAAGAAAGAUAAUGCACUAAAUGAGUUAGAGGCAUUAAUGAAUGACUAUUUUAAAUCUAAACCCCAACAACUAAAUCCUACUCAAAAAAUAAAUGAACCGACUUUUGAUAGAACAAAAGGAAUAACUAUAGUUGGUGGUUCACAUUAA